This is a messenger RNA of Closterium sp. Yama58-4, 393 nucleotides long. Lineage: Eukaryota; Viridiplantae; Streptophyta; Zygnematophyceae; Desmidiales; Closteriaceae. The record is from the annotation of a GenBank genome assembly.
AUGUUCCCGGAUUUGAAAAGAGUGUCGGAGAGAACAGAGCGCAACUUAAAGCCCCCAGGGGUGUCUGGCUCUCGGGGUUUGAAGCUGGAGGCAGGGGGGGAUGGGGUGGGUGAGGUGGUGGGUUUGGGUGAAGGAGAAGGCUGGGGAACAGGCUUGGGAGAAGGCUUGGGACUGGGCUUUGGGCUAGGCUUGGGGCUAGGCUUUGGGCUAGGCUUGGGGCUCGGCUUGGGACUAGGGUUGGUACUAGGGUUGGGGCUAGGCGUGGGGCUCGGCUCGGGGCUCGGUUUGGGAACUGGUUUGGGGCUAGGCUUGGGGCUAGGCUUGGGACUAGGCUUGGGGCUAGGUUUGGGACUAGGCUUGGGGCUAGGCUUGGGGGGAGGCGCAGGAGCGUAG